Messenger RNA from Cyphellophora attinorum, 2322 nucleotides. RefSeq lists its product as uncharacterized. The coding region runs from base 1 to 2322 and encodes 773 amino acids. Lineage: Eukaryota; Fungi; Ascomycota; Eurotiomycetes; Chaetothyriales; Cyphellophoraceae. The record is from RefSeq and is a predicted model, not a curated record. The transcript is spliced from 14 exons.
AUGAAGCCUCCACGUCUAGUUGUUUUCGUUCUACUCUUUAUCAUUGGGCAAGAGUCGCAGAAUGGGCCGGUUGAGGUCGAUGACACAGCAGCCAUCCCGGCUUUGCCGAAAAUCGCGGACGUUAGCUGCAACGAUGUUCUCAACAUUCUUAUACCGGACUGGGAUAUCUCUUGCGGUGACAACAGUGUGGACAGCUCGGCAUUGACUGCUAUAUCCUCGAAUUUUUUGGCCAACAUCAACUUAAAUUGGACAACGCUUGGACUCGAGGAUGCAUUUUCGGAAGCUGUUAAAUAUGUUUAUGACAACCAUCUAGAUUCCUUCUCUACCACCAAUAACGAUACACUGGCGGAGUUUCAGAUCAGCGUUACGCAAGUUGAUGAGUACAGCAUGACUGCUUCCCUGUCUUCAACAAUUUACAUGGACCCCGAUGCGCUUCCCGAAGAUGACUCUAACAGCACCGGUGAAAAUGCUACAGCUGAAGCAGUCGGUUACACCAGCAGCAGUACUGCUAGUAGCGCACUGUCCACUGGCAUAGGUGCCGAUAGUUCAACAUUGCCUAAUGGUACGGAUAUGAGACCUGUGAGAAAGCGUCAAGGAACGAGUCGGUCUUUUGUACUCAAGUACAACCCUAAAAAGCAAGGAACACCUCCAGCACUUGCUGGUUACCCAAGAACAUACUCCAAGAUCUCCAGCAAUGGCUUCUCGACUUUACCAGCUGCAAAGUACAUCUGGAAUAAGCCGACAAAAUUUCACCUCGCAGUUACCGUAUCACAGGCACUCGACAUGUGCUUGGACCACUAUGUCAAGACCCUGGCACCAGCUGAUCCCAGCUUGCGAUCGAGCGCAGCCACAAUAUCUGUGGGCCUUGCCCAGAGUUGGGGCCUCGUCUACAAGCCUGACCCCUAUUAUUCUGUGACUUGCUAUUACAACCCAGGUCCCUAUGAGAGCAUGACAUUUAACAAAGUGUCCAAUGUGAACGCUGCCCACACCAGUGAGACAGUUGAAGAUGUGUUCAUUUACGAACGAACGGAAUCCUGCGCAUACGAUACAAACAUGGUCCAGAACCCGCCGGAAUGCCUCUGGACUGAAUACGGAUCUAAGAACAUCCUCGAGACUGUUGCAGCACGUUCAGACGACUCAUACCGUUAUGGCUUCUUCGACAGUUUCAUGCAAAACCUUGGAAAUUAUGUCUAUGAUGGGAAGCAAGGUAUUAGGAUGGAUUGUGAUAUUCUCACUGGUUGUGUUGAGCCACUGGUGCCGGGGGCUACUGCUACCGAUCUCGAAAUUGGCGCUUUCAUGAUAACUACGGCCAUCUACCAGCAGUACAGCGUCACCAGGAUUCUCUUGGAAACGUUCAACGUUGCCACAGCGUGGGCGGCAGGUGUGCUACCGGGAAUAGUUGACAUGAUGAGAGUUCCGGAGACCAAGGAGAAGCCAGAAGACGACUCAUUCGACGUACUCGGCCUUUUUGACUUGAUUCUUGGAACAUGUCCACUAGGCAAAGCAGGUGAAGCAAUCGGCGGUGUUCUCGCGUGGUAUGAGUACAUCGAUGCUAUCAGAGGCCCUCGAAAACCGUCAAUCACUUUGCCGCAGCCAAACCUCUUCGACAUGUCUUUCAUGUUUGCCCAAACUAGCACAGCUAUCAGAACAGCAUACGUGGAUCAGUUCGCUUUGGCAGUGGGCAGUCAGCAUCCCUCCACGAAAAAGAAGAACUUUCUAAAGAUAUUUGACUGGCACUCCCCACCAGCACUAUUAGACACAGUGAAAAACAACUUUACCGAGAGUGUGGAGGUAGUCAAGGGUCCUAUGGUCAACUAUAUCAUUGCCAAGGUCUUUGAGUCUACUAGAAUCCCCCUUUUGAAAUUCUAUCGCAACUUGUGGGAUUCAAACGCUCAAUUGGAGUCGUGGGUCCCUCUACUGGACACACCCACAUCAUACAGAGCGACGGAUGAUGGCGGCAUGUAUAGACUCCAGCCACUCGUCUGGCAUCAUUGGAACGGACCACAGGAGGGCGAUGACCCCGGUAACAGGGACACUGCUGGUCACACACACUACGCCAUGAAGGGACAUCUCGGCUAUACCCAAAUGCUCGAUGUCAGCAAUAAGCUAAGCCAGUACUGGAGUGCUGAGCAAAGCUGGAAAUCUGCAGUCGACUGCCAGAACAAACGCACCAACGGAGAAUUUCCACAAGACUAUAACGGCAAGGUCUUCUAUCCUAAAGGCGCGCAGCCCCUUGAUGCAUUUACCGACGUCAAUAACAUUGGUGCGUACACUGCCUAUGUCGUGUUGUGUCUAUUGCUGGCUAAGAAAGGUCUUAACUAG